UCCAGAGUUCAUUUAACUAACAUUCCAACGCAAAUACAGCAGGAUACAGAAAGCGGUAGAAAAGAUAUCAUCAAGAAAAUGAACAGCUACAGUAAAGUCAUUGGCGAUAUUAGUAAAGGGCUGGAAGACAUUCAAAAACAAAUUUUAGGGAAAGAUACUAUCAACGGUACCAAGGCUGAUGUCAAAGAAUUCAUGCAGGUGGUUCUAGGAGGCGAUGUAACCAGAUACAACUUUGGCGUAUUUAUGUUUCUGCUAUAUAUCAUUGCUGUCGUCUGUUUACUAAUCAGUUUCAUUGAGGUCUUGAAACCUUACAACAGUAAACUGGGGAAAGUAUGCGUUCAGGGUAUACAUAGCAUUUUUUUUCGUGCUCAACUGGAUACUGAUGCUCGAAACUAACAGUCUUUACGCGUUGGGCGUCCCCCUACAAAAAAUUACCUGCGUGACGUUGAGUGAUCUACGCGGUGUCGACCAGGUAAUGGAUGCCGUGUUAAAGACGAGUGCUGGGAGUACCUGGCUAGGAGAACUGCUCUACCCCGGGAAAAAGGUUUCAUUGACCCUACAUAGUGCCAUGCAAGGAUGUGAACAAGGGAGAACAGCAUAUCAUGUUUUCCAAUUGGAUAAGGGCGGUAUAAUUAAUAUCACAGAGCAUACUAAUUAUAAAAAGUUUUUCGACGUCGACACUGUCACAAAGGAUCUAAAAGUUGACUUCGAUAAAGUCACCGUACAAUCGGCUUCCCUGAAGCAGUUCCUGGACUUUAUGUUUAAGCUACAGGACAACAUAGUCUUCACCACGUACGACAGACUGGCUGAUAUUGAUAUUUUAACACCAGUUGAAAACAGUGAAAACAGUUUGACUCCACUUAUCGCAGCAGCAGUAACUCCAGCUAAAGAGGAACUGCAGAGCAUAGCAACCGAGUUAAAGACGACCCGAGAAGUCUUAGGAACGGCAUGCAAGCAGGCAAUGUUGAAAUUGAAAGGAACUUCUGACAAGCUAAAGAAACAAAUACUCGAACCACCAUCCUCCACGCUGAAGAUGCGCACUGAGGCAGUGACUACGGCGCUCAGAAACGCGCAGAACGUCGUGAAAACUAAGGCACCGGCCAUCUUUCUCGAGAUUGUAGACGAGUUCAAAUCUCGACUUACUCGUAUCCUGGAUACCUAUGUAGCUCAUGUCAGGGAUGAAGUAGAAAACCAGAUUGGUAUAUGCAAGCCUAUUUCAAACCUGUUCACCGAAAUCACGCAAGGAUUCUGUCAAUUCCUGAGAGCGCUGGGCGGCUGGUGGUGUGCCAUGGGAUGGACGGUGUUUUUCUCUCUGCUGGCCACCUAUGGUUUAGUGAAAGCAAGAAACGAGUACAUUGACGAGUAUAGGCCGAAACCACCAAUUGCCCCUCAUGGGGGUGCUCAUUCCCAGGCGGCGCCAUCGGGUGGGGCGGCAUCGAGUGGGGCGCUAUCAGGUGGGGCGCCACCUCCUGUUGCGGCAGCUCAGGACCAAGGCAUCAAACCUGAAGCAGCGCCCCCAGCCCCAAGUAUACGAUCUGCUGAUGACCACGGUGAACGUGGAUCCAACUUUGGCGCUGAUGCUGAUGGGAGCAAAUUAUCUACGGCCACCUUCAGCCAAGUCCCUCCAGAAGUUGCAAGAGAACUCAAGGAAGUUCCAAUACCGCGCAUGAGCGAUUUCACUGGUGCUACCAGUACUACCAGCACUGAAAUCUAA
Physella acuta is the source of this 1714-nucleotide messenger RNA. RefSeq lists its product as uncharacterized. Gene Ontology annotation, cellular component: membrane. Lineage: Eukaryota; Metazoa; Mollusca; Gastropoda; Physidae. The record is from RefSeq and is a predicted model, not a curated record.